AUCCUGUAGAGUGAAGUUAAUACUCGAAGUUUGGAGUUAUCUUCCAUUGUUUGCUGCCUAAGGUAUUACAACGAUGCUCCGGAGAAGAGAUUGUGAGGGGCAUUGUGCUCGUCCCAUGGGGAUCGUAAAUAGUAACUCUAUUUGAGCGUGUCAUUGAGCUACCACACUUGCAGUAGGUUUUUGCGGUGCCCUAUGUGAGGGCAUAGUUUGUGGGAAUACCGAUUAACUGUCGAACCAUGAAGUGUUAGUCGCACAGCGGGCACGUACUGGUGACAACCAAAUGAACCUCGAGAGAAAAUCACUAUGUCAACAUUGUCUACACUUCUUGGUGGUUUGCAUUUGCUAUACACAAGCUUGUAUUUACAUUCUAUAUAUAGUACUUGUGCAGUUGCUCUUGUAAUUAGUUGGCUUGUGUAGCUUGCUAGUUACCUUCUUGCUUGUGUAGCUAGAAGUAGCUCUCGUUGCGUGACUAACUUGGUUUGUGUAAGCUUGUUAGCCACAUUGCUUAGUUUAUGUAGCUAAGUAAUUUGUGUCUCUAAUUUAGUAUUGGUUGCUUUGGUUAUUAAGCAUGGCUAGUGAGCUUAGGAUUUUGUGUGCUUUGCAUUGCUUAAAGUACUAGUUGCAUAGGUUUGUGUGACCUUGCAAGCUAGAAUUGGUUAGGUGGGCACUAGCUAGCCCAACACCUUUGUUGCCUAAUUAAGAUCCUUUUAAGGUGCUCAUGAUUUUAGUCUUGGCUAGCUAGACGGAUAGUUUUAAAUCCGCAUAAGUUUCGGUUAACCGAUAUGAUAAGUUUUUAGAAAGACUAAUUCAUCUUCUCUAGUCCACCAUCUCGACCCUUCACUGACCACACACAUGAAAGUGGCUACCAAUCUUGCUAGGUCUCCUACCGGGGCAUCAGCUAUGGGUCGCUUGUGUCGCCCAUCGAUCUAUCUUAUAGAUGGAUGACUGUACGUGGAUGUACAUGAAGAACCAUAUCUGUGGUCAGCUCCGCGCACAGUCAUAGCUGGUGAUGGUGAGGGUGAGGCACGGUGCAUGGACGCCGUGCGCUCCAACUAUAUAUCGCAUUGUCGUCCAUCACCAAGAAGGCCGGCCAUGCAGAUCAGGAGGGCCGGCUGGACAUAGUGACCAAGUGAGUGAGCAGCGAAAGAGCUCGAUCGAGGCUCCAGCGCACUAGCAGUACAUGAUCCUCUUCUCGCAGAUUAAGCAACCUAGGUAAGAUUUUUGUGGCUCUCCAUCGUAGCUGCAUGCUGUCAUCAUGUCCUUCUGUUGAUCGGAAGCAUUCCACAGCAGAUCAUCUUUGCAUCAGGUAAUGACGAUGGGUUGAAGGCCGGGCAGCCUCACCUAGCAGCCUAGAGAACCGAGAGAGCGAAUAAGCGCCAGCAAGGGAGAUGAGAGAGAGAGACGAAAGAAAAGGAGAAAAAGAGGGACACGUCACACGCGCAGACGCAAGAGGCCUCGAUCUGUGCCUCCCCUCUGCUCUCCAGCUCCGCCUCCGCCUAUAUAUAACACCCCCUCGACCUCGAACCCUUCAGCCUCUCGCAUCACUCGCAAGCGCUUGCCUCUGCGCUCUUUCUUUCACUCCGACGAGGAGGAAGAAGUUCGAUUCCAGGAAGGGGAGCUCGUUGCGGCGCUGAUGGAGCCAGUGUCGGUCGAGGCCGGGAACGCCGUUGCCGCCGAGUGGCUCGACCUCGACGACGACGGCCGCCCGCGCCACAUGGGUGCUAGCGCGCACAUCAUCACCGCCGCCAUCGGCUCCGGCGUGAUCUCCCUCGCCUGGGCCAUUGCGCACCUCGGCUGGGUAGCCGGACCUACCGCCAUGCUGCUCAUCGCCUUCGUCACCUACUGCAUCGCACAGACCAUCUUUGCAGCCAUCGGCAUCAUCAUGGGCAGUCUCAUCGGUGCCGUCGUCACCUCCGCGCACAAGGUCUGGCACAGCCUGCAGGCCUUGGGCGGCAUCGCCUUCGCCUACUGCUUCUCCAUCAACCUCAUCGAGAUCCAAGACACGAUCAAGGCUCCGCCACCGUCGGAGUCGAAGGUGAUGCAGAACAGCGCCUUCAUCUCCCUUUAUGCGGUGUUCCGCGACGCCGCACCGGACAGCCUCCUCACCGUCUUAGGCUUCUACGAGCCCUUCUUCUGGCUUCUCGACAUCGCCAUCAUCACUCCCAUGUUGUUGUCGCCAGCUUGCCGCACUAUUGUACAUAGUGCCAGUUCUCAUCAAUCAGGCUCGGGCUACCGCCGACCAGGAACUCCUGGAACUUCGUCCAUGGCACGGAUGCCGAAGACGGGCGCAGUCAAGAGGUGGAUUGGCCGGGCGGACGCGGUGAUACCAGGCCGCAACCAUCCAGCUCCAACCUUGACGCGAGAUGGCGACUGCUUGCAGUUGCCGCACACAUGUGACUGGUUUGGGAUCAUGGGCUCUGCAGUCAUCAGCACACCAGACAAGAGCUGCGUCAUCUCUGCGUCCGUUAUGUGCAUGUCAGCUCAGUACAGGCGAUUUAACAAGAAGUAUGAUGGAGCAAACUCUUGGUCUUUGGAGGUCACGGCCGAGGCUGUACAAUCUCUCAAGAAAAUGUGCAAGAAGACAAAAGUUUGGGAUCCUAGUCGUGGGGCAAGAAGUGUAGAGGGUGUUCUGAAUGUGAUCUGUUCACAGAAGAAGGGGAUACCAACUGUCCACGACAGGAUAUCUCUGAAGCUCAAAAGCUAUGAGAGCUUCGGCCAGCUGAGCCCCAGGAAAAUCGCCUCUAUGCUCCGCAAUAAGGGCCCGGUGAUUGGAGUCCUGUACGCAGGUGAUGAGGAAUCCUACUUGAGCAGCACGGUAUACCGAGGCAACAGGUCUGCUCUCGGCGAGCGCCAUGCUGUUGUCUGCACUGGUUGCCGCGAAGUCAAUGGCGAGCUGUGUCUAGUGAUCAUGGAUAACUUGGAACGUGAAGGGCCAUUUCGAUUUGUCCUGCAUGAAGCAUUCGAGGAGUUCCACAUCCUCACAGUGGACACUAACUAGCGAGCCUGAAUCUGGAGGUAUAUAUAUGUGUGCUUCAUACACUAGGAACGAAGAAGUUGAGCAAAAUGUUUUUGAUUCGUGGCUCGUGAUGAUGUGCAGUUGGCCUGGUGAUUUUCCUUCUGAGUUCUCAUCGAUCAGUAGCUGAGCUAGUACUAGAAGUAGCAAUUCAUGCGUUCCUGCAAGUUGCCUUCCCCUUGUGGGGUGUUGUACUUUAUUUGAGAAAUAUCAUUAGGUGUGAUUCAUGCAUCUUCUCAUUUCUCACCUU
Messenger RNA from Sorghum bicolor (sorghum), 3263 nucleotides. RefSeq lists its product as uncharacterized. NCBI's taxonomy places the organism in Eukaryota, Viridiplantae, Streptophyta, Magnoliopsida, Poales, Poaceae. The record is from RefSeq and is a predicted model, not a curated record. The transcript is spliced from 8 exons. Bases 1634 to 2998 code for a protein of 454 amino acids.